AUGACAGAUCGCAAUAAUGACACAAGCUACUACCCCACCGUGGACUCACUGGAGAUGGGGCUGGAGUGCAAUCUCUUCACCGCGGUGCCGUACCUCCACGGCUUCCGCUUGUCGGAGCCCCAGGUCAUCUACCAACCACCAUCUGUGGUAGCACUGAGGGCGGCCGGCGCGAUUCCUGGUGCGCAGCUUGUGGAGUCACACAGCCGGCUGCCGACUAUUACUCUCUCCGUCGAGGCGGGCCCACAUAAGGGGAACUUCCGUGAGUGCUCUUCCACCACCGUGGUCGGCUACCUACGAGCACCAGAACGAGAGGGACUUGAGGCCAUUGCGGAGGAGUUGCAGCGCGGUGUAAACGGAACGAGCGAUCAGGAUUACUGGAGUGAGGAGUACUGGAGAUCGCUGCAGUCAGAGGCACCGGUGGGUGCGGAGAGCAUGUCGCACUGUUCAAGCUUUGCGACUCCGAAGGAGUCAUUCUGUAUUCCUUUGACAUCAGUAUCUAAUACGUUAUCAACGCAGCGCCGUCGGACACGGCCAAGGCGGCAAUAUGAUUUCUCAAGUCCAAACAAUCAUCAGAGUAAUCGUUCAGCUGUUCCAGUCGCGCGACCAUCUCUGUUGUCAUGCGACAAUACUAGCACCGUAGGCUCUUGGACGAAGACAUGUAAGAGGCUCCGUCCUUCGAAGUGUACAGAGAUGGGGCUGCGAAGGGAACGUGAUGCACGAGUUGGAGCGCGUCAGGCAAAUAUCCUAAAUCGACAGCGGCCAAGCACAGGAGCUAUAGCAGGUGGAAGGCCUAAACAGAUGACGCAACGCCCAUCUGCGGUGCAGACAGCUGUUCUACCCCCUCCGCAUGCCGCAACAGCCACCAAAAAGACAAAGCCCCAUUCUGUUGGAAGCAGAAGUGAUGUUGCCGCCGCAUCCACUCCUCCAGCUUCUCUGGCUGGGUCCGAAGGUGGGCAGCCCGACAGCGGUGCCAGCAAGGUAGCCGCCCUUGGCGUGAGUGUAUCCUCCGCCCCACGACUGAUUCUGCCGAGUGAGAAUACAGCUACCCGACCAAGUGAAACAGAGACACCAGUUGCUAUUUAUGCGACAAGUACUGCCUCUGUAGGACCAGUUCCUCGGCCGCUCACUGAAGCGUCUAGUAGUCUGGACGUCAGCAAGUACCUACCAGUGACAGCCAAGAUCGGUCUUAGUAGCACUCCAAAGCGGAUGUCAAUCUCAUCACAGCAGGGAGGAAAAGUAGGUACACAACCCGUUUUCAUUGACACCGUAAAGGCGUCUCGUAUGAGUGGCGCAAAUCAUGUCUCUCUUGCCCCUUCUGCCAGAAAAGGUGAAAGCAAAGUGCUGCCAGAGGAUACUGGAUAUACCAGAAUAGCGCCGGUAGACUCCAAAACGGAGUUGAAAUCUACGAAGGAAUCAACAGCGAAGUGCUGCGCAGUGAUGUGA
Trypanosoma grayi is the source of this 1443-nucleotide messenger RNA. RefSeq lists its product as hypothetical. The transcript has a single exon. Bases 1 to 1443 code for a protein of 480 amino acids. The record is from RefSeq and is a predicted model, not a curated record. NCBI's taxonomy places the organism in Eukaryota, Euglenozoa, Kinetoplastea, Trypanosomatida, Trypanosomatidae.